ACACUCAAUCUCGUUUUGGCAACAUUUCCGAUAGUCUUGAAGGCAGCACCGGUCCCAUUUCACUGCGCAGUCUCCGAACACUUUAACGCGAGCGGCAACUUCACUGGGAGCCUCGCGCGCCCCGCCGCCUGUCGCCCACAACAGCCCGCAUCAUCAUCACCAUCAUCACCACCAUCAUCAUCCUCAUCAGCAUCAGCAGCAACAGCAUCAGUGUGAUGAAGCAGCGGAGGACGGAGACCUUCCUGCUCUGAGACACUGGAUCAGCCCGCAGACAGGAUGGCUGAGGUGAUGAACUCUCUGGAGCCGAGUACGGAGGACUUCAGCGGGGGUGGAGCGGCAGCAGCAGAUCAGGGCGCUAUCUUCCCAGAUGCCCAUGAAAGGUAUCCAAAGCUGUCCAAGAGGCUUCCCUCCAUCGUGGUGGAGCCGACAGACGGAGCCGAGGUGGAGAGCGGCGAGCUGCGCUGGCCGCCGGACGAGCCCAGCUCUCCGGACGCCCAAACUGAGAGGCAGAGCGCAGAGGACCAAACUGCAGAUGAGGAACAGCCGGACGUCGGCGCCGAUCAGGAGGCUUCGGGUGCGGAGAUGCAGGACUCCAACUGAACAAAGUCUCCUCCUGCGUUAGCCGCCAUUACUGUGAGUGUGUCCACACUUUGGAUGAAUGGAAACGAGUCAAACAGAAGAGGCCUGAUUGCAGACUGAUAGGAAGGUUACAGAGACGGAGGAGGGGGAGGAGGAGGAAGAAGGGUAGAAAAGCAGAUUCCCAAACCCCAGCUCAUGGGCUUGGAGCCAGAGUCCUGUCGCCAGCUUCUGAAAUGUUCUGACAGAACGUGUUUGUCCUUUUGUGUGCGCUGAUGAAGCAGGUUUUUCUGACGCAUGAAAGCAAGUGAAGAUGAUUGAAGGGACCAAGUUGCCAUCUUGAAUCUUUUUUUUGGCUCUUUUCUGUUCAUGAGAAGCUGUCUGCCUGGAAAUUAACGAAAUCAAAAUUUAAAGUCCAGCGACUUAACCUCCAGUUUUAAUUGUCACAUUUCCAGCUUUGUGAUUUUGAGAUAUUUGAUGAAUUAAAGUUUCUCUCUGGCUCCAAGCCCUGAAUGUCCAGAUUCCCACACCUGAUCUGGACUGUUGUUUCUAAAUGCUGUCUUAAGUAUUUAGCUCAUGUGUGCCAUACUACUACUACUACUACUACUACUACUACUACUACAACUUCUAUUACUACUACUACUAAAAGUAGCUACUGUCUUUUGUGCACAGUUUUUACAUUAAGUCUAGAUGUAAAUUACAUCACUGUAUGUUAAGUGCUGACUGCUGUAGUUUGGUGAUAUUGGUCUCACUAUUCACUUUGUAAUAAUAGCAGCAGUGUUUUAAAGAACAGUAUUUGAUUAAGAAAGCCUUCAUCACUUUAUUCGAUGUUAUUACAUAUUACAUGAUGCAUUAUUUGAUAGAUUAUAACAUGUAAGCAUUGUCCUGAUAACAGUAAAGGGAAUGUAAUCACGUUCUGUUUUCCGUAAGAUAUUGGAGCAAUAUGUUCACAGGAAUUUAAAGGCCGACCGCUUUGUUACGGACUACAGGAGUAAAAAUAACCGGUAUAUUUUAGAUGUGUGUUGCUCCUCACGUACAUGAUAUUUUUUAAAAUCCUGGAGGCUUAAAUUAUUGCACAAGUAAUAAACCUUUUCAAAAUUCUU
Molecule: messenger RNA, 1679 nt
Organism: Scatophagus argus
Lineage: Eukaryota; Metazoa; Chordata; Actinopteri; Scatophagidae
Product: protein LBH-like
Exons: 4
Coding region: 277-600 (107 amino acids)
Source: RefSeq, a predicted model, not a curated record